Ictalurus punctatus (channel catfish) is the source of this 2443-nucleotide messenger RNA. RefSeq names its product major facilitator superfamily domain containing 4Ab (gene slc60a1b). NCBI's taxonomy places the organism in Eukaryota, Metazoa, Chordata, Actinopteri, Siluriformes, Ictaluridae. The record is from RefSeq and is a predicted model, not a curated record. The transcript has 10 exons. Bases 136 to 1746 code for a protein of 536 amino acids.
ACACCGUCAACGCCUCUAUAAAUAUCAUCUGCUACUUUUUGACUAUCUAGACCUGAGCAAAGACAGAGUGAGCAAGAAAUCCUCAGAAUCUUCAAGAACCCUUACAUUCAAUAAUUCAUUCAUUCUGAGGUCAGCAUGUUUAUUGAGGAGCGUCUUAUUACACUUUUCAAACAGAACUGGCAGCACACACUGACAUAUUGGAGUGUGUUCUUUAGUUUUGGACUCUGUAUAGCAUUCCUGGGGCCGACUAUAUUAGAUCUGAAAUGUCAGACCAACUCAACACUACAGGAGAUCACUUGGGUUUUCUUCUCGCAGCAGGUCUGUCUACUUAUUGGCAGUUCGAUUGGCGGCGUUUUCAAGAAAAUGUUGUUCAGUGCCCUCUCUGCUCUCCUCCUGUCCACUCUCCUCAUUUCUCUGAUCUUUGCCAUCAUUCCUCUCUGCUACAAUGUGCUACAAUUAGCCAUAGCCAUGGCUGUGUCAGGACUGGCGAUGGGUAUCAUUGAUACAAUUGCAAAUAUUCAGCUGGUGGUGCUUUACCGGAAAGACUCUGCAAUCUUCCUACAGGCAUUGCACUUCUUCAUUGGCUUUGGUGCUCUGGUAAGUCCCCUGAUCGCAGAUCCUUUUCUUUCCGAGCACUGUCCCAGUAUGAACAGCACAGAGGAUGAGGCAAUAAUGCACCACUUCAGACACAGUCUGGCAGGCCUCAGGAGUCCAAUGCUUCGCAACCACUCAGAGCACAUUGAAGGAAUCAUGGAGCAGUCCAAUGUGUCCUAUGCUUUUUGGAUCAUGGCCCUGAUUAAUUUGCCAGUACCAAUUGCAGUACUUGUGCUAAUGUACUACGAGAAAGUGAUCCUAUGCUGCCCAAAUAGCCCUCCACAUCUUACGGACAAUGAUGAGCUGGCCAUGGAGACCAACACAGCUGAAUGCCCAGAGGCACAAGAUCAAGAAUCUGGAGGCCAUGGAGACCUUCUCAGCUGCUGUAUGAAUGUUAACCUGCAUGAACUUCCUGCCUCAUUCUUUGGAGUCCAUAUUCUGGGAGGACUGGUCCUCUUCAUGACUGAUGGCAUUGUGGGCGCCUAUGCUGGUUUUGCGUAUACAUACGCUGUGUCGGCUCCAAUGUCACUACAUGCUAAAACAGCUGGCUAUUUACCCUGCAUCUUUUGGGCUGCUAUCACCGGAGGACGGUUGAUGUCCAUUCCACUUUCCUAUCGCUUCAGACCAGUGUACCUGCUCAUGUUUAGCCUGGCUGGUGUAAUAGUGACAGUAUCUCUACUGCUGAUUUUCUACACUAGUAGCAUAUUCCUGUUCGUAGGGACAUGUUUACUCGGUCUUUUCCUCAGCAGCAUCUUUCCAUGCAUGCUUGCUUACACUGAGGACAUUCUAAACUACCAGGGAUGUGCCACCACUGUUGUAGUGACCUGUGCUGGAAUGGGAGAAAUGGUCCUCCAGGUCAUGAUUGGAUCGAUCAUUCAGACAAAAGGCAGCUAUAGUUUCCUCCUCUGUGGCAUGAUCGCUGGCUGCAUUGGAUUUGCUCUCUUGUUUGGCCUCAUGCUGUGUCACUACUUCCACAGAAGCUACCUCAGAGGAACAUCUAAAAAGACAGCUAUGGUGGAACAACCAGAAUCAGUGGUGGCUCCAUGUGAAGCUCCAGAGAGAGAAGAGGAGAAAGUAGAACAGAAAACAGAUGAGAAAAUAAGGGAGAAAAUAGAAAUGAAAACAGAGGAGAAAAAUGAAGAAAAGAAAUAGUCUCUAUUAUUGUAUAUUUUAGUUACCAGACCCAAACUGUUCCAUAAACAUACUGAAACUACUGGGAAUAUACAGUACUUCUCAUUAUCUAGUAGUGGUUCAGAGCAAGAACUGACCAUGACCCAGGUCAGAGUAAUAUCUGCAAACAUAAUGUUAUGAUCCUGGAGUUUCUUGUGACAUGGCAUCAAAGCUCAUACACCUGCGUAAUAAUAAAAACAUAGUCUUCUCAAUGAGAAGCUAAAGGGUAAACUUGUUUUCAGGAAAUCUCAUUCAGCUAAGUAUUACUGGAAAACACCUGGAAGAGAUGAAAUAAACAAUUAUAGUGACCACAGAGCAUGCUCAGAGAGUUUUGUUCAGUAAAUAAGCAGGAGUAUCUUAUGAUGCAAAUCUAAAUUGUACUGGGGUAAUAGACUAUACAAAAGUCAACAGUGUUGGAUCAUGUUCUCACUAUAUUGUAUGUUCUGUGUAGUCAUAUAGCAUCACCCAGUCCACUGUUCUUUCACAAUUAUUUAUCUUAUCUAUUAUUGUGAAAUGUAUUUUUUUGUAGUAUUUUUCUUGGUAGUGAUAUUGCCUGCAUAUUGUCUCUAAAAGCUUGAUGAAUGUGGGCCUGUUAUCCCAUUGCAGCCACUUGAGAAAUUGUUGCAUUAUCCUUUUGUUGGUACGUAGAUACAUUACAAUGGUUUUACUGUAAUAAAUU